This is a messenger RNA of Phoenix dactylifera (date palm), 2022 nucleotides long. NCBI's taxonomy places the organism in Eukaryota, Viridiplantae, Streptophyta, Magnoliopsida, Arecales, Arecaceae. The record is from RefSeq and is a predicted model, not a curated record.
AGCACUGGAAUACUAUAAUUUAAAACGAAAAAUAGUUGGCAAUUGGUAAAUAUUCGGGGCCGCUUCAUCAUGUGGUUGGAAAAAAGGGUGAGGGUGAAAGUUAACUCAUCUCCGUUCCUGCUGCCGCUUCCUUCAAGAGGGAUGGGGAUUGGGGAAAAAGCGCGUAAGCGAUGGAAGAAAAGGGCACCAGAGAGAGAUAAGCUCACCGGUGGUCGAUUCACCGAACCGGGCUCUGGUAUCCGCUCUUCCUUCUCUCCGGUUCCACGCAUCUUUCUUCUGUAUUUUUCCUUAUGGAUUAUUCCCGCUUCCUUUUCAUCCACCGACCUUUCCCUGUGGGCGAUCUCUUCGCCCCCAAGGGAUCCGAGCUCUGAAUCCCCGCGAUCGGGCGAUUCCACCCGAGGGUUCCCCCACUUUUGCCCCCGCUCUCUCCUAGGCUGGCGGGCCUCAAGGGAACCCUAGCCCUCCUCCUCCUCUCCGCCUUCUCCCGCUUCGCCGAUCUCUUUGAUUUCAAGACGCGGCGGCGGAGGCGGCGGAAGGCCGGGUAUCGGGGCGGCGGCAAGAUGCUCUGGAUCAUGCGGGUCUCCGGCUUCUUCUCCGCUGCCAUGGUCAUGGUCGUCAUUUCCCCAUCCCUCCAGUCCUUCCCCCCAGCCGAGGCCAUCCGAUCCUCCCAUCUCGAUGGUUACCUCCGAUUCCCCGCCGGCAUCGGCGCCGCCGGCGCCCGGGGCCGCUUCUCCUUCCGCCAGGCCUUGCCAUUCCGCAAUGCGGAGGAAUGCGGCAGCCCCGGAGACAACAACACCUCCUGCAAUCCUACCUUUGUCCAUAUCGCCAUCACCCUCGACGUGGAGUACCUCCGCGGCUCCAUCGCCGCGGUUCACUCCGUCCUCCAGCACGCCCUCUGCCCGGAAAACGUCUUCUUCCACUUCCUCGUCUCCGAUACCAGUCUGGAAACCCUGGUCCGCUCCGCCUUCCCUCGGCUCCGCUUCAAGGUCUACUACUUUGAGCCGGAGCGUGUCCGGGGCUUGAUUUCCACCUCCGUGCGGCAGGCGUUAGAGCAGCCGCUCAACUACGCGAGGAACUACCUCGCCGACAUGCUGGAGCCGUGCGUGCGGCGGGUGAUCUACCUGGAUUCCGAUCUCGUGGUGGUCGACGACAUCGCGAAGCUGUGGAGGACGAGCUUGGGGUCGCGGACGGUGGGGGCGCCGGAGUACUGCCACGCCAACUUCACCAAGUACUUCACGGGGCGGUUCUGGUCGGACCCGCGACUCGCCGGGACGUUCGCCGGCCGGCGGCCGUGCUACUUCAAUACGGGGGUGAUGGUCAUCGAUCUGGUCCGAUGGCGGAGGUUCGGGUACACGCGGCGGAUCGAGCGGUGGAUGGAGGUGCAGAAGGGCGGCGUCGGUGGGGGCGGCGGAAUCUAUGAGCUGGGCUCGCUGCCGCCGUUCCUCUUGGUUUUCGCGGGGCACGUGGCGCCGAUCGAACACAGGUGGAACCAGCACGGGCUCGGCGGGGAUAACGUCAAGGGCAGCUGUCGCGACCUCCACCCCGGCCCGGUCAGCCUCCUUCACUGGAGCGGCAGCGGCAAGCCCUGGGUCCGGCUUGCCUCGAACCAGCCAUGCCCCCUUGACGCCCUCUGGGCCCCCUACGACUUGUACGGCCCCGCCCCCUGACCGCCUCCUCCCGGUAACUUCCAUUUUUUCCCACCUCCCCCCGAACCACCUCUUUACGGCUUGUCAUAUCUUCCACCACUUUUUUUUUUGGCCUCGUCCCUGCUUUAUAUUCUCUUUCUUUUAUUUUUAUUUUUUACGCUUUUGUGGCCUCACCAUCCACUCACCGGUCUCCAUCCUGUUUUAUGUUUUUCUCUUUUUUUUUUUUUUUUUUUUUUUUUUGCGAGGCGAUUUGUAUUUUACUCCAUUGUCUUCGCUUCCGCAAAUAAAAGAAACAGAUAUUCAAUUUGUUUUACCUUCCCGAUUUAUUGCUCUAAGAAUAUUUAUCUGUCCUACCGGUAGGUGCCGGUUUCUUUCC